CGUGUGUCUGGGGGAGUGGGUGGUUUACGCGUGGAGGAUUUUAGUGGUAUAAGGUGCACCGAUUUGAUCGUGAAGUGUUUUGGUGGCGAAUCGAUUGUGUUAUAGUGGUAAAUUUGAAUAAAACCGUAUAAAAAUGUCCAAGCCAUGUGCAAUUCAAAAACAAAUCGAGAGCUCCAACGAGAUAAUAGCGGACCUACGCGAACGGAUACGAAAGAUGGAACGGCGACUUCAAGAUCCUCAGAUGCCGGAGGAGCGCCGCAAAGAGGUGGAAACCGAAUUAACGGAAAUUAAGAAAAUGCUGGAAACGAACGAAGAAAUGCUACAAAAGCUACACCGUGAAAAUUCCAAGUCGUUUGCCGUGGCGGCUUGUUUGUUUUUCGCCUGUUUUCUAAUUUAUGGGGUUUAUGUGCUGAUUGUAGGAACUUAGCAUGUACUGAACUACA
Molecule: messenger RNA, 443 nt
Organism: Aedes albopictus (Asian tiger mosquito)
Lineage: Eukaryota; Metazoa; Arthropoda; Insecta; Diptera; Culicidae
Exons: 2
Coding region: 134-427 (97 amino acids)
Source: RefSeq, a predicted model, not a curated record